AUGAAAAACCCUGCUCCUGGGAAAGAGGCAGAAACUAAACCUCAGCAGCUUUGGCCGGCGCACUGUGUUCAGGGUACGAAGGGGGCAGGAUUCAUCUCCGAAAUAGAAUCUGAUAAGCUGGAUGCUAUCGUUAGAAAGGGAAUGGAUGAACGGGUAGAAAUGUAUUCGGCUUUCGCGGAUGCAUUUGGGAACCAGAAUUGCGUGGAGACAGGAGGUGCUAAUCGUGACCUUGAAGCUAUGCUGAAUGAGCAUGAGGUUUCGGACGUGUUUGUUGUCGGGCUUGCGGGCGACUAUUGCGUCAGGUGCACUGCUAUCGAUGCUGCUGACCGCGGGUUCAAGAGCUACGUUAUUGAUGAGGCUACGAAGUGCGUUGAUCCUGGCGAGGGCUGGGAGAACGCAAAGGUGGAAAUGGCAACUCAUGGAGUUCGUGUCAUCAGUGCUGAUGGGAUCGAAGAAGCCAUCAACAAGCUAUGUAUUAAUGUCUAA
Arthroderma uncinatum is the source of this 486-nucleotide messenger RNA. RefSeq names its product pyrazinamidase/nicotinamidase. NCBI's taxonomy places the organism in Eukaryota, Fungi, Ascomycota, Eurotiomycetes, Onygenales, Arthrodermataceae. The coding region runs from base 1 to 486 and encodes 161 amino acids. The record is from RefSeq and is a predicted model, not a curated record. The transcript has a single exon.